CGCCAAUAGAUUUAGGGCGAAGCAGCUGUGUUGGCGUCGUGAGCUCCAGUAGGACACAGUAGAGUGAGUCUGGUUUUGAAGGGUCCAAAGAAAAAUGGCAAUAACACUGAACAAUGGGUUCAAAAUGCCAGCAGUCGGCCUUGGUGUUUGGCGCAUGGAAGGAAAAGAAAUCAGAGACCUCAUUAUCAAUGCCAUCAACAUUGGUUACCGCCAUUUUGAUUGCGCUGCUGAUUACAAAAAUGAAGCAGAAGUAGGGGAGGCACUUGCAGGAGCAUUUUCGACUGGGAUUGUUAAGCGAGAGGAUCUCUUCAUCACCACCAAGCUUUGGAAUUCAGAUCAUGGACAUGUUGUAGAGGCCUGUAAAGACAGUCUGAAGAAACUUCAGUUGGAUUAUCUGGAUCUAUACCUUGUUCACUUUCCUGUUGCCACCAAGCAUACUGGAGUUGGUGCAACUGCAAGUGCUUUGGAUGAGGAUGGGGUGCUAGAAAUAGACACAUCCGUAUCUUUGGAAACUACCUGGCAUGCUAUGGAAGAACUGGUUUCUAUGGGUUUAGUUCGUAGCAUUGGGAUUAGUAACUAUGACAUCUUUCUAACGAGAGAUUGCUUAGUCUAUUCCAAAGUGAAGCCUGCUGUGAAUCAGAUUGAAACUCACCCAUACUUCCAACGUGAUUCUCUUGUCAAAUUCUGUCAGAAGCAUGGCAUCUGUGUCACUGCCCACACUCCUCUUGGAGGUGCUGCGGCCAACAGCGAAUUGUUUGGUUCAGUUUCAUGUCUGGAUGAUCCAGUUCUUAAGAAUCUGGCUGAGAAAUACAAAAAGACUGUAGCCCAGGUUGUCCUUCGCUGGGGCAUCCAACGCAACACAGUUGUCAUCCCAAAGACAUCAAAACUUGAGAGAUUGAACGAGAAUUUCCAAGUUUUUGACUUUGAGCUUAUGAAAGAGGAAAUGGACCUGAUUAAAAAGGUAGACAGGAAACACCGGACAAAUCAGCCUGCCAAGUUUUGGGGCAUUGAUCUGUAUGCAUAGAUUUGCCCAUAAUUCUACCCACGAGAGCAAGGCCUUGUGUUGGCAAAGAAUAAUGGAGUGCAGGAGUUAUGUGUCUUUGACUUGUAAACCUCAAACUGAUCCAAGUCAUUCUUGAAAGCUCAAUAGAUGUGUUUGAUAAAACGAUCACGCACGAACUACAUUCCAUCUCUCAAUGAACCUGCUCUUUUUAAUGUGAUUGUCUUUCCUUGCAUGCCCUC
This is a messenger RNA of Prunus avium (sweet cherry), 1242 nucleotides long. Its product is annotated as NADP-dependent D-sorbitol-6-phosphate dehydrogenase. The record is from RefSeq and is a predicted model, not a curated record. Gene Ontology annotation, molecular function: aldose-6-phosphate reductase (NADPH) activity. Lineage: Eukaryota; Viridiplantae; Streptophyta; Magnoliopsida; Rosales; Rosaceae.